This is a messenger RNA of Echinops telfairi (small Madagascar hedgehog), 1038 nucleotides long. It is a transcript of the gene INSYN1, whose product is annotated as inhibitory synaptic factor 1. Gene Ontology annotation, biological process: inhibitory postsynaptic potential. The transcript has 3 exons. The coding region runs from base 226 to 972 and encodes 248 amino acids. NCBI's taxonomy places the organism in Eukaryota, Metazoa, Chordata, Mammalia, Afrosoricida, Tenrecidae. The record is from RefSeq and is a predicted model, not a curated record. Gene Ontology annotation, cellular component: postsynaptic density.
GCGGAUUCGACAGCGCAUGAAGAUGGUCAUCGGGCAGCUGGAGGGCAUUCUGCGGGAGCUCAAGGAGGUGGCCAAGGAGCUUCGGGAGCAUCCUAGUCUAGUCGCUGGACCAGCAGCUGUCUCACGUGGGAGCUUAUUAGCUGUGGACCUUCUCAAGCCCCGGCGAAUCCACAGCCCUGAGGAGGGAGCGAUGUGAGCUGACGCAGGAGGGCCCUCACCCUGCUGAUGCCAGCGGCUAAGUGCUCGACUGCUAACCUGAAGGUGGUGAGCCAGAUCGACAAGCUGACCUCCGACUUUGACUUUGAGCUGGAGCCGGAUGACUGGACCACAGCCACUGUGAGCAGCACUUCCAGCAGCGACAAGGCGGGCGUGGGCGGCCCCUUCGACCUGGGCCACCUGGACUUCAUGACAGCCGACAUCCUCUCGGACAGCUGGGAGUUCUGCUCCUUCCUGGAUGCGUCCACACCCUCAGACUCUGUGGACGGCCCUGAGCCGGCCCAGACAGGCGCCGGCCCCGACUACCGGCUCAUGAACGGCGGCCUGCCCAUCCCCAAUGGGCCUCGGGUGGAGACCCCUGACUCCUCCAGCGAGGAGGCCUUCAGCGCCGGCCUCCCCAAAGGCCAGCUGCCCCAGCGGACCCUGGGCACUCGGGAGAGGGUGCGGUUCAGUGACAAAGUGCUCUACCACGCACUGUGCUGUGAUGAUGAGGAAGGGGGUGCCGAGGAGGAGGAGGAGGGUGGCCUGCCUCCUGAGCCUCCCCGUACAGAGCCCCAUGUGAGUCCCCUCAAGCCCUCUCCAGCCCCCCACAAGCUGAGGCGCUCGCCACUGUCAGGCCACCACCACUCAGGCCCAGCCUUGGCCCCCGAGCCGACCCGGCGGGUCACAAGGAACAGCAGCACCCAGACAGUGUCGGACAAGAGCACACAGACAGUGCUGCCCUACACCAGGCAGAAAGCCGGGGCCAAGAACUAGGGGCCGGGAGGGCUGGGGUGGGGCGCAUAGAGCUAUAAAUAGAUACAUAUAUAUAUUUAAACAAAC